AUGCCGCCGUCAACCAGCUCCAGCGUAGGCAACGUUGUCGAGGUCGUCGACAUCAUGGCCAUGGACUCCUGGGGAGGCCCAUCUCUGACAAUCUGCAAUGCGUCCGGCAUCGAGAUCGCGGUCGUCCCACUGCUUUGGACUCAAGGAAUCGCUAAGACGUACGGCGACCUGGCGGAGAUUCUGGAGCCCGUCUUCGAGGAUGAACGUGACCUGGGACACGACGACGACGAUACGCCCUGGCAAUGGCAAGUUCUGCCCAGAGGACAACUCCUGUCCAAUGAGGAGAGACUGUACGCGGGCGAGUUUGUUCUGCGUCGUUCGGGCGUGCGCAGCGCGUUGGUUCCCUCGUUCGCUUCUGCACCCCCGACUUCCACGUCUCGAUCGGAAUCCUCCCAGGCUUCCAGCCAUUCAGACAAGUCUGAUGGUAGAUCCGAGAAGUCCGCCAAGUGCAACGGUGAUACGGGGGAGACCGAAUUUGAGAUGCCCUGUUUCAUAAAGCCCACCAUCACCACGCAAAAUCGACCCUUCACGGCGGCGCUGGCGAAGCUCCACGGCAAGAGGAUCAAGUGGGACGGGGAACGGCCAAACCACCCGUCUGCAGCGCUAGCUCGUAUUCGUUACGCCCAGACACUCGGACAGCGCUUCUGCUUGAUCAAGAAGGUGAUAGUACCGCCUUGGAAGCCAACCCGCAGGAGCGUGCCGUCGCCAGAGGUGACGCCGCGCGCCACCAAGAGGGUCAAGCGCGACUUUACCGCUGCCGAGGAUGUAGGCAGCGAUUCCCCGAGCCCGAGCCCCGCUGCUCACCGCCACAGCGACCUCGAAGUCGACAUCGGUAUCGUGCUCGCGAGCGCGAUGGCUGAGCUCGGAUACACCGAGACCAUCGCGUCCGAUUUGGCUGCGGCCGUCGCCCGCACCGAGGCCGCGGUACAGCCUACCCUUCCCCUUGGCUCCGACGUUGAGUCCGCCAUCGCCGCCCACGGCAAGGCGUACAGCACUGACAAGGCGGAGCAGCUUGAGAGUGACGACGUCGGGCAAGCUUCAGCUGUUCAGACACUGAUGGCUUACCCUCUCCAUCAGGACGAGAAGGACGGCGCCCUUAGCCUCGAGGUCGCGGCGUCGAGGCUGAUCGGCCGAGCGCUGGCUGAGGCGCAACGUCUCCUCCAGGCGCGUGACCCUUCCCUCGCCGCCGUCGACGAGGGAAACGCCCUCUGUGCUGCCGCCUUCGCUAUGAAGUCGCUUAUCGUCAAGGGUGUCGAUGCGGGUGCCGGUGAAGGACAACCUGCUUCAGUCCAUCUUCUGGCCCUUGCGGCCGAGUUCAAGUCAUUGUCACCGCCGCCUGCCACUGCGUCCAUGCCCGACGGUGAAGCAGAGCCAAUCCCUUCUACCUGA
Trichosporon asahii var. asahii CBS 2479 is the source of this 1389-nucleotide messenger RNA. RefSeq lists its product as uncharacterized. The transcript has 3 exons. Lineage: Eukaryota; Fungi; Basidiomycota; Tremellomycetes; Trichosporonales; Trichosporonaceae. The record is from RefSeq and is a predicted model, not a curated record. Bases 1 to 1389 code for a protein of 462 amino acids.